Molecule: messenger RNA, 501 nt
Organism: Mercurialis annua (annual mercury)
Lineage: Eukaryota; Viridiplantae; Streptophyta; Magnoliopsida; Malpighiales; Euphorbiaceae
Exons: 2
Coding region: 1-501 (166 amino acids)
Molecular function (GO): nucleic acid binding; zinc ion binding
Source: RefSeq, a predicted model, not a curated record
AUGUCUUUAGGAUGCAAGGCAGUCUGGAAUGGUGAUCAUGGGUUUGAGAUUGGGGAAGGUGAUGACAAGCAUACAGUCUUCAUAGAUAAGAAGUUGUGCACUUGUAGGGUUUGGGAUGUGUCUGGCAUUCCAUGCCCACAUGCAAUUUGUGCAAUCAAACAUCUAGGCAUGGAGCCUCUGGAUCACAUCUCAGGGUACUACCAUAGGGCCCAAUAUGAUGCUACCUACAGUUUCACCAUUCAACCAGUGCCUGGGAAAAAGUUCAUGAAAUGUGAUCAAUACCUGCCUAUGGAUGCACCAGAAGUGAAAAAACAGCCUGGCAGACCAAGGAAGAAGCGCAUCAUAAAUGUUAAUGAGCCAAAUCCAACAUCUGGGAGUGGGAAACUGGCAAGAAAGGGGCAGAAGCAGAGAUGCAGACAUUGUCAAGAAGCAGGACAUAACAAAGCCUCAUGCAAAAAAAAGGGGAAACAAGGACAAACAUCACAGGCAGGAUUGCAGUAG